UUUUAUAUUAGAGCUUGGCGGUCCUGACAGUCAUUGUUACGACCCCUAUAUUUCAUAGUUGUGUUGUGGCUGAUUAUUUUUAUUUUUAAAAUUAUAUUAUGAAAAGUAUAUCAAGAUAUUAAGUGCAGAUAAGUGUAAACGUGUAACAAAAUUAAAUUAUAUCUAAUGAAUGUUUUUCAAUUGGGUUAAAUCUAAAUACUAUUAAGCAUCGCAUUUUAAACCCUCUCCUCGUUCACGAAGAACGCCUUAAAAAGAAUAUUGAAGCUGACAAUAGUUUUUGAAAAAGUUAAGCAAGCGUUCCUGAAGUAAAUUUAUUAGAAAUAAAAAAAAUGUUAAUAGUCUUUGAGUAAAAUGAAGUACUCGAGCAUGCAAGGAGAUGUGUAUGAGGUAGGUUUGCCUCAAAACCGUCUCCCUGAUAAUUUGUAUGAAAACAUGAUGACAGCUGCUAAUGAAAAUGUAGAAUUGGUUUGUGAAAAUUCUCAUGAAGAAAGUUCUAUGGUUUCUAAUCUACCACUUCUGUUUGCUGAUGGUUAUCCAACUUCUUUGGAAAAAAUAACAUUGACACAAUUAGAAAAUUUUAUAACAUUUAUGGUUCAGUGUUCAUUAGGACAUGAUGUUAAUGAAAUUAUAACCGAACCACAAUGGUGGCCUAAAGAAGUAAAAUUUUCUAAUCCUUUAAUACGACCUAAAAAGAUAACAGAUAAUUGGAUGGCAAAUCUAAAAAAGUUAGUAUUCAGAUGUUAUACUUAUCACAAAAGUGAAUAUUUGUUACGUUUUUGUUCAUAUCUUGCUCAAUAUCCGCAUGAAGAAUUAGAAUAUGUUAAUAAUUGGGACUCUACUACUAGUUUGUAUCACAAAAGUACUGGAAAACUGUUAGUAACAUUCCGUAAUGAGAAUAUGAAUUAUGAUAAAAAGAACGACAGUCCAAGGAAGACAUUACUUUUUCAUAAUGGAAUCACAUCCAAUUUUACAAAUAAAUCAAAACAACAAACACAAUCUUUUAUGAUGGUUCAACCACCUUGUGAUGAUAUAUAUCUUUGUGACAAUUGUGAUGCUGAAUUUAUAGGACUUGAAAAAAUGAAGGAACAUGAGCUGACUUGUUGUGAGCAACAUGAAACUAACAGCUCUCGCUCAACUACGCCAGACUUAUCCACCAUAAAAUCUGAAUCAAGCCAAAAUCAGUUUUUGGAAUACUUUCAAUUGUCUUCGAGAGAAAAAGAAUGUAAAAUAAUUGAAUCAAAUAAAAGUGAAACAAUUAAUAUGUGUAUAGCAACCAGGACUUCACCUCGUGUCAGAGGAUCAAUUAAUUUAACAAAAUGUCGAGCAAUUCCAUUUUCUUCACCUGCUGGUAUAAUAUUAGCGAAAAAAUCAAAGACAAUGACUGAAGAAACACAGCAAGAACGAUUAGAAAGAAUAGAAAGACAUGUACUUGCACCGCCUAUAACAAGUUCGUUUAGACCAAAAUGGUUAGAUAAAGAAGAUGACCAUGAUAGAUGGCUAACAACGUACAAAUCUAACCGAGAUAAACCAGUUAAUGAUUAUGUACAUCAAUAUAAAUUCUCUGAUUCUUUAAGAGGCAAGCCAGUGUUAAAUAUAAACUCACAAAUCCUAUAUGCUGCUUGUCGACCUUUUUAUGUUAUUCUCACGCGAUUGCAUCAAAAGCAAAUAGAAGAAUCCAAACGAAAUUCUCUUAAACAUCCAAGUUCUGCUAUAAAACCAUUAUAUACAAAAGCUGGACCGGCAUCGAAAACAAAAUUAAAACAAUAUGAAACCAAUUUGAUGUUAAAAUCUAAAAUAUCAGAAAAAACAGAACUUGAACCAAUGAUAAUAGAAGAAGAAUCUAUGCCAACAACACAACUUAAAACAUCCAUUACAUCUGUUAAUUAUUAUUCUGAAAACAAGGUUGUCAAUGAAGACAAAAUAAAAGAAGUAAUACCAUGUUCAGUAACACAGAAAUCAAUUACGGUUAUUGAUCUUUGCUCAUCCGAUGAAGAAGAAGUUUCGAGCGUACAUACAUCUGAUGAGAUUCGGGACCCAAUAAAUUCUUUAUUCAAAGAAAAUUUGUUACCAAAUCUAUCAACAAAUAAAGUUUGUUCAAAAGCUUGCAUUUAUCCUGCAAAUUCAACAAAUCAUUGGUUAAUGCAAAAUAUUUUUAGCGAAGAUAAUGAAAACCACGUAAACAAAUGUCACAUUGGUGGUGUUUUAGACACGUGUAUUCAACUUUCUCCAAUACUAAGACCAGCACCGUGAAGCACAACAAAUAGGAUAUUUUAAUUUUAAAUGCAUCGUUAUUGUUAUCAAUAUUUAUUGUUUAUCCUUCAUAUGAAUAAUAUGAUAACAAACAAAUACUCCUUAUUAUGUCAACAUUGAUUCCAUAAUACUUUUUAUAAGAUUGGUUUAAAAAGUAUAUUAUCACUUACAGCACUGGGAUAUAUUACAAAUGUACAUAAUAGAAGUGGUAUUUAUCAUCUUGAAUCAUGAAAAUUUUUUAAUCAUUUUGAAAUUUUGUUAUCUGUUUGUACAAAAAGAUAACGUAAUAUUGGAAAAAAGUUAAAAAAAAAAAGAAAAGAAAAGAAAGAAGUAUUAAUUUCUUUUUCCGAAAUUAGGAAUGAUAUGCAAAUAAAUUAUUGCUAAUUUCUUUUCUGCUAUACUAUAAUUACUUGUAUAUACAAGUAUGUUUGUAUUCAAAAGUAUAGUUGUGUUAUUAUGUGUACGUGAAUAUUAAAAAUGUAAGUAGAAUGACGAGCGAUAAUAGCGCCUGAUAAUGAUAGUUUUUAUUUUUUCCUUAUUUCAUUAUAAUCAAUGUUAUUGCGUGCACGUUUAAGGGCGUUCCCCGUCAUGCGCUAUUAUUGUUUCUAGUUGCAAUUUUAUUGCAUAAAUUUUGUGCAAUUAUUUGCAUAAAGGAUACAUUAUUUAUGAAGUUUUAAUGAGCAACGAUAAUCUUAAAUUAAACAAAUUAUAAAUAAAUGUUAGUAAAAAAAUGAAAGGUAAUCUCUUUAGAAUUAUUCAUUAAAAAUAACACUUUACAAUAAAUAUUUUUAUAUUAUAAAGACUGCUUAACAAAUUAUCAAUAUUUUAUUUAUUUUCAUUAAAUAUAUAUUUUGUACAUAUAAAAACAAAUAAUAUGAUUUUUAUUCCUGUUUUUCUUUAAAUCCAAAAAUCUUUUCUUUAAAAAGAGAAAAUAUUUUCUCUUUCCAAUCUUUUUCAAUAUGUUUCAAUACUAAUCGUUUUGUACAUAUAUUAUGAAGUGGACCAAAUGCUAGAGCAACUGCUGUGCAUGCUAAACAGAUCACAUUAUAUGGCAUACUAAAAUCAGGAGUAGGAAGACUGAUGAGUAAAGAUUCUGUUCUCAAUUGCACCAGAUAACUAUCUCGUGAGGCAUUAAAGCUGAAAAAAGCAUUUGUUCAAUCAUAAUAAUAAUACAUUUUGUUAUAUAUAAUAUAUGAUUUCAUUAAGAGAGAGAAUUAUACAGAAAUAUAAUUAAAUAUAUGUACCUUGAUGUUAUAGUACUUCCAUCAAGAGGUAAAGCAGUAUAAUUUCGUGCAAUUGGUAGUAGUGCUGUGAUAAUUGCUGGACCCAUAUAAAAUCCAUGAUUUGCAUCAGGUGGAUAUUCUUGCCAUUUUAAAAAUAAAUAUUCUAUUUCUAUAGAAAACUUUGUAACUGAAUGAGGUGGUAGGCGUAAAAUUAAUUCUAAAUAAUAUGGAUUUAUUCUUUCUUUUCCUGGCAUGUAAUGAAGUGCUACUGUAAUUUUUUUUUAUAAUUACAAAUAUUAUAAUCCAGUCAAGAUUAUUUUUAAUUAUAUAUAUUUUAAAACAAGAACAAAAAAGUCAAAGUAAAAUGUAUUUAGUAAUUGUAUUGCAUAUGAAAAUAAUGAUAAAAUUUUAAUAAUAUUAUUAUUAAAUAAAAGCAGCUAUAAAUUGUCUUACAUGGAAUAACAUUUUCCUCAUUACAGGUGAUUUUAAUUGUGUGCAAGUAGACUGAUAAAUACCAUGGAAUGUUUUCUAAUAGUACAAUAUUAAGUGCCUGCCAGUGAUUAUUGUGUAUCUUUGUUACUAAACUACCUUUUUGUUGACCAGAUCCUAUGAAAUAUAGAAUGAAUACAAGCUUUACUUUAUGACACAUAAUAAAGAUUAUAAUAAAAAUUAACAUUUCUAAAUAAAAAAUCUUUAAAAUUUUUUAUAAAUAAUGCUUAUCUAUAUAACUAUUAUAAAUCAUUGUAAUAAUCAUGAGUAGGACAAAAACAUACCUAUAAUAUAUCUAUUUGCAUAAAGAAUAGAAGGAUAAUUAACAACUGCAGUCUUUGUUGUACUAUGCUUAACUGCAAUAUUAAACAUCCCUUCAAUAGAAUGCGAUUUAAUAUCAUAUAUAGCAAUAUUAUUCUGUUGUCCUCCACGUAAGCUUUUAAGUUUGACCGUGGGUGUAGGAAUUAUUUUAUAAACAUGAUGCGUUUUAUUACUUGAUAUAUCAACAUAUAUGUUACUUAUUGUUGUAAGAGGACAUGAUCCCUUAAUUCCCAUUCCAAAAAAUUUUCUUAUAGACCAAUCCUAUAAUAACGAAUAUAACAACUAAUCUAAAUAGUAACAAUUGAUCUUCUUUUAAAAUCUUUAUAUUUAUGUUAACUCACCUGUGUAUCUACUACAUUAUCAUAUAUUAAUGAAACCGUCUGUUGCAAUUCUAAAAAUGUAUCUGUACAAGCUAUAUUACCACAUAUAGAGCGGAAAUGUAUACCAAGAGAAUGAUAAUUUGUAUUAUGAAUGUAUGCAGAAUUUAAUAAAGUUGCUAGACCUUUCUAUAAAAAUAAAA
This is a messenger RNA of Vespula vulgaris, 4803 nucleotides long. RefSeq lists its product as uncharacterized. The coding region runs from base 352 to 2250 and encodes 632 amino acids. NCBI's taxonomy places the organism in Eukaryota, Metazoa, Arthropoda, Insecta, Hymenoptera, Vespidae. The record is from RefSeq and is a predicted model, not a curated record. The transcript is spliced from 7 exons.